Messenger RNA from Nematocida homosporus, 2181 nucleotides. RefSeq lists its product as uncharacterized. Bases 1 to 2181 code for a protein of 726 amino acids. The transcript has a single exon. NCBI's taxonomy places the organism in Eukaryota, Fungi, Microsporidia. The record is from RefSeq and is a predicted model, not a curated record.
AUGAAUCAUAACGACAUGGAUAAACGAUUAGGAGGAAGAAUUAGAACUUCUAGUAGUUUGGUUACAGAAAAACGUCGCGGAAGAAUCUUAUCUUGCACAUGGAGACUCUUCUUUUUGCUGGCUUGUUGUGGUGGCGUGUUACUAGUUAGUGGAUCGGCCGGGGCGAGCACUACAUCAGAAGGGUCGGCCGGGGCGAGCGCUGCAUCAGAAGGGUCCGUCAAAGCGGAACCAGCUCAAGCACGCGAAAUAAAACCGGUCAAUGAAACGGAGAUUAUGGGCAUUCUACUAGGGUGUCAUGUGUCUGUUAUUGAUAGUCUUAGGACUACGGUCGACAAUAUUUGGAAAGCUAAACAGGAUGCCAAGAUAGCAUCGAGUCUUUCUAAAUCGGAGAUUAGCCAAAACUAUCCAUACUUGAAACUGGCCCCCACAAGGGCCGAUAAGGUGGCCUUCUGGAGUACCUGCAACGAGUCUUUGAGCGAGCACGGCGGCCAUGCCGAUAGCAAUGAUAAAGCUCUUCAUGAGUGUAUGAUGAAAGCCUAUUUGAACCAUCUAAACUUCGCGCUAGUUCCAGGCGAGUUUCAGAAGAAGAAGCCUAAGGAAGCUAAACAAGCAGCUAAACAAGCCUUGAUGGAUAUUGCUUUAGUUGCCAGGGAUUUCUCUGAUCUGUACAGUCCACAGGAUUCUACUUAUGCGAGCUUUUCUCCUGAGCGGUGCCUUAACAUGAUGGCAAUUGCUUUGGUUGGAUUGAAGGAGCUAAAAUUCAGUUCUACGUUCAUGGACGCAUCCAAUCUGGACUUUGAUCUUGCUGAUCUAUUUAGAAGAAAGUUUUUGAAUGGUGGGUUAUCAGAUGAUACAACUGCCAAAUUAAAGGACUUCUUUGUUAGUAUAGCACGUGAUAUAGGGAAAAUCAAGCCGUGGUGCUACACUGAGACACUCAUGACUCCAAGGCUUGCUCUGUACAUCAAGGAGUCAUAUGCACUUGAUAACAUGAUGGGAACUCUUAACCGAAUGCAAAUAGAAGCCAAUAUUCAGAUUAAACAGGUCUGUGAGGGAAAACAUCCUGCUGAUGAGCAAGACGAGCAAGUCAAAGCUGCCGCCGUUGAGUUAGGCACGCUUGGUUGCCCGAUCACCAAUUGCAGGAUAUUCCCGUUGAAGAACAUUAACGAUGUCGUGUUGCUAAAGACCAAGGAGGCCAACCUACUGACGUACACUAAAACAGUGGUUCUUAUACUAGAGACGUUAGAUGUCCCAGACAAGUUUCUGCUUAACUUACAUGAGAGGUUACAGGCAGACAUUCAUCUCAUCUUCGCUUCAUCAGUUGCAGCCAAUAAGGCCAAAGCUGAUGCCAUGAAGAAGAAGCAUCUUAAAAUCAAGAGCGGUGAGUAUUCGAGUUGGACGUUUUUAUCGGCAUUCCGGGUUCUAUUGGGCACUGGGCUUCAAAUAAUGCUAUGGAUGAUCUUCGUUUUCUACUUCCAGUAUCGACCGCUUAGCAUUGUAAUUGGGUGUGUGCUGUAUGUCACCUUAACCGUGGCUACUUUAUUAUUGAGUAAGCAUGAUAGCAAUUCACCGAGACAUAUCAAGAAUAUUUUGGUGGCUAUCAACAUUACUUCCAUUCUCAUUGGUCUGAUGGGCAUGUUUGGGUUUGGCAUUGCAGCAUACAACUCUGCCAUCCGGCCUGAAGAUAUACUUUAUCUUGGAGUCUGUUUGGGUGGUAUAGUGACCUGGGCCGCCAUGGGCGCGUUCGUGUUCUUGAAGAUAAAAGAGAAGGCCAAGGGCCCGGCAGUUGCCAAACAACUCUAUUAUCUAACUGCCAUCUUUAUUGUUGUGAUUAGUCUUGGCUUGCCGGUCUCGCGAUUAUUCUUAUCUCCAGUGACUUUUGCUCGGGUUGUUGAUUCGGGUAUUUUACUAGGCAUGGCAUUGGUCUUUAGUCUUUUUCAGACUUUGGGAGCUAUAUCGCAAAAAGACAAUGGUGAGAAUAGGGCGAGAAAUGUUGCCUUCCUUGUUGUUUUGGGUUCCUUGAUCGUUGGUUUGGUGGCUUGUGUUGUUUUAUAUGAACUGCCUACUCUUAACACCAGUCAUAUUGAUAUUGCUGUUCGCUCCUUCUUUAGAAGCCAAUGGACUUGGGUCCAAGAGACGGCCUCUGGGCUUAUAGAGACUGCCAAGAAAGCCAUUUACAAUUAG